AUGAGAGCUCUUGUGACUAUUGGUGCAUGUUAUCUCGACACUAUCCUAACCGUCGACCACUACCCAGGAGAAGACGAAAAGCUACGUGCAUCCAGCAUCUCGCGACGGCGGGGCGGAAACACCCUCAACACGCUUGAAGUUCUCCAACAACUCCUCGAAAGCAGAUCACAAAAUGCCCAGGCUGCCGAAGGCGAUGGACAUACCAACAUCAAUGGUGAUAAUAGUCGAAAUGAUGUUGACAACACUCCCCUUCUAUAUGCCGUUGCAGUGCUGCCAGCAAAAUCAUCUCCCGCAAUCAGGGAAAUAAAAGCAUCCUUUGGUCCAUAUGUUGACCUCCAGCACCUCAUAUACCGAGAAGAGUGCAGCGAGCCAGCAUCCAGCUACAUCAUCAAGAGUACCUCGACAGGCACCAGGACUAUCGUCAACUACAACGAGUUGCCGGAGAUGACUGUGGCUGAAUUUGUGCGGAUUGCGGAGAGUUUGUCUACCGCAACUACACCCCCCGCCCGUCCUCGAUGGUUUCAUUUUGAGGGCCGCAUACCAGAUGUCACACUGGAAUGCAUACGAUAUAUUCGUCAAAAGUUCCCAGCCGAUAAAGUCAGCGUGGAAGUCGAGAAGCCUGGGCGCUCAGGUCUUCAGGAGCUAGCUGCUGUGGUGGAUGUGGUGUUUUAUUCCAAAACAUGGGCGCAGGCAAAUGGUUACCAAUCGCCGUCAGAUUUUCUUCAAUGGCAGGCCCCCUUAACACCCGUAGCGUCAAUUCUGUGCUGCACAUGGGGCGACCGGGGCGCCGCAUGCCUUGACACGCGCAGCAUGUCAUACAUCCAUUGCCCAGCGUAUAUAGAUCUGCGAAGUCCAGUUGUCGUCGAUACGAUCGGGGCUGGCGACACGUUUAUUGCGGGAAUGCUGUACGGUUUGAUCUAUCAUGGCGACGACAGUGACUUCAGUCUUCAGCUGACACUCGAUUUUGCGAACCGCCUUGCCGCGUACAAGGUCAUGCAGGAAGGGUUUGGAGGGCUGGGUGAAGCUGUGGCGAAGAGCUUGUAG
Messenger RNA from Paracoccidioides brasiliensis Pb18, 1044 nucleotides. RefSeq lists its product as uncharacterized. Bases 1 to 1044 code for a protein of 347 amino acids. Gene Ontology annotation, molecular function: ketohexokinase activity. The transcript is spliced from 6 exons. The record is from RefSeq and is a predicted model, not a curated record. Gene Ontology annotation, biological process: fructose metabolic process.